This is a messenger RNA of Pomacea canaliculata, 3805 nucleotides long. RefSeq names its product poly [ADP-ribose] polymerase 1-like. The coding region runs from base 121 to 3096 and encodes 991 amino acids. Gene Ontology annotation, cellular component: nucleus. The transcript has 26 exons. Gene Ontology annotation, molecular function: DNA binding; zinc ion binding; NAD+ poly-ADP-ribosyltransferase activity. The record is from RefSeq and is a predicted model, not a curated record. Lineage: Eukaryota; Metazoa; Mollusca; Gastropoda; Architaenioglossa; Ampullariidae.
AGGGGCAGAACUCUGGUAUCAAACAGAGAGCGUUUCGUGUGCAAAGGGCGCUAAGAGGCCGCCUUUCGGUAAUCACAUUGAAAACACAAUCUUCGCGGAUCGAAAUUCGCUGCAGCAAAAAUGUCUGAUCACACAGACUUGCCGUUCAAAGCCGAGUAUGCAAAAAGUGGCCGAUCAUCCUGCAAGCAGUGUAAAUCAUCCAUCGACCAAGACUCACUGAGAUUGGCAUUAAUGGUGCAGUCACCACACUUUGAUGGAAAGAUUCCAAACUGGUAUCAUUUUUCCUGCUUCUGGAAGCGUGGACGACCUAAGAACACAGAUGAAAUUCAUGGCUAUCACUCACUGCGAUGGGAAGACCAAGAAAAAAUUAAAGAAAAGAUUGGUGCUGGUGGGUCAGUAGCUAGAUCAUCUGGUGCUGGAGAAGGAAACAAACUUGCAGACUACACAGUCGAAUAUGCCAAAUCAAACCGCAGCACCUGCCGUGGAUGUGAUGAAAAAAUUGCUAAGGAUGAAAUUCGGGUGUCCAAGAAAGACUAUGACGCGGAAAGGUCUAAGAUAUAUGGACCACAAGAUUUAUGGCACCAUGUAGAUUGCUUUGUCAAGAAGCGUGAAGAGCUUGGCUUUACUACGGACAUGAAUCCAGACAAAAUUGUAGGUUUUGCCAAGCUAAAGGCAGAAGACAAAGAUAUGCUGACUGAAAAACUUGGAAAGGGUGAAGCUAAGAAAAGAAAAGGAGGAGAAGCUAAAGGUGCUGGAGGAAAGAAAGCAAAGAAAGAAGAAACAGAAGAAGAGAAACAGUUAAAGGAGCAAAAUCAGCUUAUUUGGAGCUUCAGGGACAACUGCACAAAAUUUGUAUCUAACGAAGCAAUUCGAGUUAUGCUGCAGCUGAAUAACCAGAAAAUACCACCUGGAGAAAGCAAGCUUUUGGAUGCAAUUGCUGACUGUCUAGCAUUUGGUGCAUUGGGCAAGUGUCCUGAGUGCGAAGAAGGCCAGCUUGUGUAUACGCCUGAGGGAUACAAAUGUACUGGAAAUGUUACAGAAUGGACAAAGUGCAUGUUCCUCACAAAGGCACCAAAACGUAAAGCUUUCAAAGUGCCCAAAGAAUUCCAUGAUGUAGAGUUUCUGAAGAAAUACAAGUAUGUAAAACGAGAGCGUGUUUUCCCAGCAGUGACAAUAUCUGCCACAGUUGGACCAGUGAGUUCUUCAGUUGAUGCUGUUGAUGGAGAGGUGAGUACAGGGCGACCGCUUGAAGACCUGAAGUUCAUUAUUAUAGGCAAGACCUCAAAAAGCAAGACACAGCUUACAAAGGAUAUCCAGGGACUUGGGGGCAUGGUGGUUACCAAAGCUGAUGGUAAAGUGGCUGCAGCAAUUAGCACCAAAGGUGAGGUUGACAAACUUGGAAAGGCCAUGCAGGAAGUAAAGAAGGCAGAUGUUCAAGUUGUGACUGAUGAAUUCUUGGAAAAGGUCCAAGGGGGAGGAAAUGUCAUUGAUCACAUUCGCUCUUUGAACAUAGCUCCGUGGGGAAGUGAUCCUGAAAAACGCAUUGGAAAAAGACCUAUGAAGAGUGCUCCUAAGAGUAGUAUGUCCAAGAAAGAGGAGGAGAAAUACACUAAGAGUGUUCCUGCCACAAUGAAGAUGACAGUGAAAGGUGGAGCAGCAAUCGAUCCUGACUCAGGUCUAGCAGAUAUAGCCCAUGUCAUACAAAACAAAGGAGAUUUAUAUACAGCUGUGCUGGGGCUUGUAGACAUCACUCGUGGAACAAACUCAUUUUAUAAAUUACAGGCAUUAGAAAGUGAUAAGGCAUCCAGCUGGUGGCUCUUCCGCUCCUGGGGACGAGUUGGAACAACCAUUGGAGGCAAUAAAGUGGAGCGAUGUGGUUCUCAGGCCAUGGCCAUUGAAAAGUUUAAAGAACUCUAUCUAGAAAAAACAGGCAACCAUUGGGAAGACCGUGACAACUUCCAGAAGCAGCCCAAUAAGUUUUUCCCCUUGGAAAUUGAUUAUGGACAAGAGGAAGAGAGCAUUCAAAAACUGUCCAUGGAAGGCUCAAAGUCUGUCCUGCCACCAUCGGUUCAAGAUCUUAUUUGUAUGAUUUUUGAUGUUGACAGAAUGAAGAAAGCCAUGAUGGAGUUUGAGAUUGACAUGAAAAAGAUGCCACUAGGCAAACUCUCAAAAAGACAAAUUGAGUCUGCCUACAAAAUUCUCACAGAGCUACAGCAGCUUGUGGAGAACAAGGGAUCACAGACUCAGUUUGUGGACGCCACCAAUCGUUUCUACACACUUAUUCCUCAUGACUUUGGUAUGGGCAAAAUUAAACUGCUGGAUACAGCAGAGGCCAUAAAAACCAAGACUGAGAUGCUGGACAAUCUGUUGGAGAUUGAAGUGGCAUACAACUUGCUCAAGGGUGCGGAUGGAGGAGAAGAUCCCAUUGAUGCUCACUACAAGAAACUCAAGUGUGCUAUGGAGCCUUUAGACAAGGAAAGCGAGUUGUUCAAUCGACUGGUUACAUAUGUAAAGAACACACAUGCUGCUACACAUACACAAUACAGCUUGGAAGUUCUGGAUAUCUUCCAGGUAGCACGAGAAGGUGAAAGGGAACAGUUCCAGCCUUUUGAAUCUCUGCAUAAUCGCCAGCUGCUUUGGCAUGGUUCUCGCACCACAAAUUUUGCUGGCAUCCUCUCCCAAGGACUUCGUAUUGCUCCACCAGAAGCACCUGUGACUGGUUACAUGUUCGGGAAAGGAAUUUACUUUGCAGACAUGGUGUCAAAGUCAGCAAACUACUGUGGUACAUCUAAAACAAAUCCAAUUGGACUUCUUUUGCUGUGUGAAGUGGCUCUUGGCAACAUGCAUGAACUAACUACAGCAAACUUUGUUACAAAAUUACCCAAAGGCAAACAUAGUACAAAAGGUGUAGGGAUGACAAAGCCUGAUCCAGCCUUGUCAUACACUACAGAUGAUGGAGUGAUAAUUCCACUGGGACCAGGCAUUAAGGGUGAUAUUGCCCAUUCCAGCUUGUUGUACAAUGAAUACAUUGUAUACGAUGUGGCACAGGUCAACAUCAAAUACAUGCUUAAAACCAAGUUCAACUACAAGUGGUAAUGAACAGAUUACCCUACGGACAUUUGUGAAUCCAUUUUCUUCCCUCCCUCAUACACAAUUUUAGUGUUUUCUCACUUCACUCAACAUGUCAGUGACAGUUGUGCAUUGGUUUUGUGAUUUAUGUUGUAGCUGUUUGUUCUUUGCAGAUUAUUAAAUAGUAAUUAGUUCAGUACAUUUGAAAUUUUUAAAUGUUCUAUUGGGUUAUUUUAUAGUAAGUCUUGGGAGUUUUCGGUGGGGUGAAGAUCACAAAGCUUGACCCAGUUUAUGUGUCAUCUUAAUCAUUUUAUGUUAGAAAAAGCUUCACCUUUCUGCAGUAAGUGUGAAAAAACGAACUGUGUGAAGACGUCACUCAUUUGCAUUGUGUAAAAGAAAUUUAUAUCAGUUUUUGAUAUCCAUUUUUAUAACUAAAACAUUUGCAUUUGUGGCUGUCCCUUCAUUGUCAGUUUUAAUUAAAAAAAUAUUUUGAAGAACAAAUGUCGUCUAUUAGAUGUAUAAAAGAAAUGCUAUCACAUUUAGAGAUUUUUUUUUAUGUACGCAUGAAUGAUUCCAUCAUAUUUCUUUGGGAAGCGGCUGGGCAUCAAGAGAGAGCAAGAAUUUCAGGGUUGCACCCAUCAUCACAACUAAUUCUUUUGACUGUAUAUGUGUUUGCAGAGAUCGGAAGCAAUUACAAUAAUUUUUAGUCAGAAAUAAAACUUUUCUUGAAUUUUUA